AUGUCACAAUCCCAAAGCACAUGUCCAUUGACGGUUAAAACGUCGAAGGCAUGGGUAUUGCCUCCUAGGCCCAAACCAGGGAGAAAACCUACAACGAGUCAAGCAUCUGGGGCCGUAUGUCAAAAAGAAAAAAAAAGUAAAUGCAAAAAAGAGACAAAACCUAAACCCACGCAGUCAGUCGGAAGUGUCAAUUCUGUCAAUGCAAGCCAAUGCAUAAGCCCAAAUGUAAUCUCAUGCGUAAACGCAACUACGAGUAUGGGUGCUACCGGUGCAAAGACAAACGCUACGGCUAGUCCAGCAGCUACUUCUCCACAAGCGGGAAACACUUCAGUAAAAGUGAUCUCUAGCAAUAGCGGGAUGCAGGCAACAUUGAACAAGAGUAUAUCGCUGAUUGAGUCAGAAAAUUCUGUUCUCAAGGACCACUUACUUUCACUUAUACAUGACUAUAAACAUCUCAGAAAUGCGGUACUUUCCGAGACUAAUAGCGAAAGCCACCACCACCUUAUUCAGGAUGAUUCGGUUCAUACUGCUAGGAAGAGGUCCUUCACCGAACUCCACACAACGUCCGAUCCUAUGGUUGAGUUGAUCGAUAAUAUGAACGAUUUGUCGCACAACCCACCAACGCUUCUUCUCCACAACUUCCUCGAAAAUGACUUGAGGAACCUUCCUUUGGUUGAAAGGGAUGAGGAAGAAGAUGUCGGUGAUGACCAAGACUUCUUGAACUUUAUCAAUCUUGACAACGAUGACAUUGAAGACGAUGACCAUCAUGAAGAGGAAGAAGAGGACUCACCCUUCUUGUCUAGAACGACGUCUCCUUCGGAAACAGAUGGUGAACAAUCACUUAUGACAUCACUCACGAGAUCUACUACGGUUUCUACAAACAACUCUUCCUUUUUGCUUACCGAGCCUAGAUCUAAGCUGCAGAACAUUAUAGGAGCGUCGUCCUUUUCCAUGUUCAAAGAGCAACCUUACAAUUUCUAUAACCUUCCAAACUACAACGAGAUGGAAUCAGAAGACCUGCUGCAUAUCACUGGGUUCACCUUUGAUAAGUUGAGCCCUAACGAGAAGUUCCACUCCAUAUUGAAGCAGGAUCAAUACAAUAUGGUUACUGAUUUUUUGGAAGAAAAAUUGAUAGACAAUGAUAUGAACUAUUACGUCCAAACCCAACAAGAUUUAUCUUAA
This is a messenger RNA of Dujonia railenensis, 1182 nucleotides long. The record is from the annotation of a GenBank genome assembly. NCBI's taxonomy places the organism in Eukaryota, Fungi, Ascomycota, Pichiomycetes, Serinales, Debaryomycetaceae.